AUGGAGCCCGUCUCAGCGCUAUUCGGAGUGAUGGCCGCCAUCCCGCAAUGCAUCCAGUCCGCCAAGAGUCUGUACGACCUCCGUUCGCGCUACAAGGACGCCUCGAUCCUCAUUACCGCCAUCUACUCCGAGUCAAUGGUCAUUGCAGCAUCUCUCUCUCAGGUGCAGAACCUGCUGCAACACGAUGCCCUGCAAAACAAGCCCCAGCUACUCGAAACGUUUGACCGAGCGCUGACGGGAUGUCGAGUGGUAUACGGGUGCUUGGAGGAAGAAGUCCGAGACCUUGUGGUAAAGGCAGAGGAAGACGACUUGAAGUUCAAGGACCGAGCCAAGUUUUUGUGGAAGGAAGACACGUUCAAAGAGCUCCUGCAGCAGAUUCGAGGCCAGCAGUCGGCAUUGAGCUUGCUGAUACAAGGCUUGCAGAUGGAGUCAAUUGCAGAUAUUAGGUUAUUGGUUGAAGCCAACAGCAGCAAGCUAGACCAGGUGGUCAAGCGUUCCAGGACCCUGCGCCAGUCACAUCCUCGCAUUCAGGUGCCAGAUUCACUAUUCAGCCACACGUAUUCAAAAGAGGAUGCUGCGGAUGCGGAUUCCAUCAUCAAGUCUACUGAAUUUAGUUUCGACGAUGAGGUCAUCAACUCGAAAGCUUAUCGGCGUGCAAUGGCCAUGUACGCUUCACAGACUGGAAAUAAGGCACCUCCAAGCCUGGAAAAGGAUAUCCUAGACGAUGAUUUGGAUGCUUCCACAAUCAAGAAUGAGAUCGUCGACUAUGAGAAGGACCCUGUGGUGCAAACUGCUUCGGAGGAUGUGCGCAUAACGGCGGACGAAGAGCACAGCCCCGAAGUUACGGAUGCUCAAUCUGACGCCCUAGACUCAAUUGAGCAUGCCGUGCUCCCUUAUAUGCCUCGUAUGACUUCAACGGCGCCAUACCUUACGUCUCGAGUUGGUAUUGUCAAUGUUCCCAAAGAACGCUCAAACAGUACACCGCUCCCUACGUUAUCGCGACCAAAUCGUGAGGAAUUUCAAGCGAUCGUUAAAAGUACACCUCCACUACCUCCACGCCGCCCAAGCGGGCAACAAUUGCGUACACAGGGAUUUGUGAAUCCCACACCAAAAGCGCGUUCGGCAUCGUCUGACAGUGUCUUGACUCCAGGCACGCCUUUGUCAACGUCAACGACCUCGUCUUACACCAUAUAUGAGUACUCAGACCAGAAUGUCAACACAUCAAGAAGGCCUGUUCGGAAACCAUUACCAUUGGUUCACAAAGCAUCCCAUGACAUUCUUGGAAGUAUUCGUAUCCCAUCAUAUGUAUCUGAACCAUCCAUGAUGGUUUCCUCUCCACGUUCUACUGAGAUGCAUGACAUCUGGACAUCACUUAUAGAUUGUGAACAAAAGUUUAUCGAGAGAAUGACAAAGCUUCGCACGAUAUUUUACGACAAGGUCAUACGGGAAUGGCCACUGCUUGAGAAGCACCUAGAGGCCAUUCUUAUAGGGGCCCAACUAGCAUCGAUGAACAAAGACAUCCUGCUCGGCUGCAUGGAGUUACAAGUUUCGAAGGCUGAUAACUCCAUCUUCGACCCAUCCCUGUUCGAAAAUUGGACAAGCAAGAUACAGAAAACGUAUCGGGAAUAUUGUCAGGCGAUGCCACACACUGCGGAAUCCCUACGAGCCACUCAGAAUGCGGACUUGAAGUUCUCACCCUUUGUUAAUACUUUGGGGCUGAGUAUUAUCAGUUUUGGCAUGGGCUGGGAGGACUAUUUAAGCUUACCUCUUUCUCAGCUAGAAGUCUAUCGAAACAAACUUCAAAAUAUGCUCGACGCUUCACUGUCACUCGACUCCUCGACGGCGGAAAAAGGAACGGCACGCAUAGAAAAGGCUUUGGACGCGGUGAAGGGGCUUCAAUCGCUCAGCCAUUCUCUUCUUGAAGAAGCUCAAAGUCGAGAGGACAUACAGAACUUGGAGCGACGCUUGACCACCAUGGACUCGGACUACCUCUCUCGGCUUCGACUUCUCAAUCCGGCUCGCCGCGUAAGACACCAAGGGGUUAUGGCAAUGAAGCUCAGGAGUCAAGGGCAAUGGAUAUCGAUCCAUGUCGUGCUUUUUGACAACUUUCUCCUGUGGGGAAAACUCAAAACGCAAAGGAAAAACAAGGAAGAAAAUAUCAUGGUGCUAGAAGCUCCCAUUCCCCUUGAUGAACUUGAGAUCAACCUUCCGUGCGAUCAGCAUCAAUUCCAAAAAGCGUCCUUCUUCGACGAUAUCCCACGAGGCUCAGUGUUAUACCUCAUUCUUAUCAAAAAUAAGAGCGCUAGUGGAAAACCACAUUUGCUCGGUUCGUAUGGGUAUCAAGAGAGAACCGAGUGGAUGCAACAUUUUACUGCAGCUACUGCCGUGACAACAUAG
Messenger RNA from Dothidotthia symphoricarpi CBS 119687, 2397 nucleotides. RefSeq lists its product as uncharacterized. Gene Ontology annotation, molecular function: guanyl-nucleotide exchange factor activity. The coding region runs from base 1 to 2397 and encodes 798 amino acids. The transcript has 3 exons. Lineage: Eukaryota; Fungi; Ascomycota; Dothideomycetes; Pleosporales; Dothidotthiaceae. The record is from RefSeq and is a predicted model, not a curated record.